Nicotiana attenuata is the source of this 2318-nucleotide messenger RNA. RefSeq names its product L-aspartate oxidase, chloroplastic-like. The transcript is spliced from 8 exons. Bases 115 to 2061 code for a protein of 648 amino acids. The record is from RefSeq and is a predicted model, not a curated record. Gene Ontology annotation, molecular function: L-aspartate oxidase activity. Lineage: Eukaryota; Viridiplantae; Streptophyta; Magnoliopsida; Solanales; Solanaceae. Gene Ontology annotation, biological process: NAD+ biosynthetic process.
UAUGGCUUCUGCUUCCUUGGCCAACAAUCAGUUCAUCUGUAACUUCAAAUUCCAGUCCCAUUUUCACUUGAUCGUACUUCGAAGCGCCAUCUUUGCUCCUUUAAGAUCGAUCAUAUGGCAACUGGUAUCGCUUCAGGAUGCGGACAGUUACAUUUGAGGAAGCCUGUCUACUUGAGGAAUAGCUAUGGAAAUAAAGCUCACUCUCAUUCCAAUGUGAUUCUCAACGGCACGCAAAACCAGAUCGCUUGGUCUAGUUGGGUUUCAAAUGUCUUGCGAGUUAAUAGAAGUAGCUAUCCACAAUGUCAAGUGAUCAAAACAAACUGGAAGUCUCGCCGAGGAACAAUCAAAUCUUGCCAGCAGAGAGAUGGAUCAGUUACUAGGUACUUCGAUUUCAUUGUGAUUGGUAGUGGAAUUGCUGGCCUUCGAUAUGCACUUGAGGUUGCCAAACAUGGAACUGUGGCUGUGAUAACCAAGGAUGAGCCACAUGAGAGUAGCACUAACUAUGCUCAAGGUGGUGUAAGUGCUGUGCUCUGCCCUUUGGAUUCAGUGGAGAACCACAUACAAGAUACAAUUGUUGCAGGUGCUUACCUCUGUGAUAAGGAGACUGUUAAAGUAGUGUGUACUGAAGGACCUGAGAGAAUUAGAGAACUGAUCGCUAUAGGUGCAUCAUUCGAUCAUGGGGAGGACGGAAAUCUGGAUCUAGCCAGGGAAGGAGGCCACUCCCAUCAUCGAAUUGUCCAUGCUGCUGAUAUGACUGGCAGAGAGAUAGAAAGAGCCCUAUUAGAGGCAGUUUUUAAGAAUCCUAAUGUACAUGUGUUUCAACACCAUUUUGCUAUAGAUUUGUUGACCACUCAGGAUGGUUCUGACAUAGUAUGUCAUGGCGUUGAUACUAUACACACGGAAACGAAGGAGGUUAUAAGAUUCAUUUCAAAAGUGACUUUGCUGGCAUCAGGUGGAGUUGGACAUAUCUAUCCAAGUACUACUAAUCCAACGGUUGCAACUGGUGAUGGAAUGGCUAUGGCUCAUCGAGCUCAAGCUGUAAUAUCCAACAUGGAGUUUGUGCAAUUCCACCCAACUGCCUUGGCUGAUGAAGGCCUACCCAACAUACCAAGUGCCAGAGAGAAUGCUUUUUUGAUAACUGAAGCUGUCAGAGGUGAUGGAGGCAUCCUUUACAACUUAGAUAUGGAAAGAUUUAUGCCAACGUAUGAUGAAAGAGCAGAACUUGCCCCGAGAGAUGUGGUAGCAAGAAGUAUAGAUGACCAGCUCAAAAAGCGUGGCGAAAAGUAUGUUCUUCUUGAUAUCAGUCACAAGCCCAGAGAGAAGGUUCUGUCUCAUUUUCCUAAUAUAGCUGCUGAGUGUCUCCGCCAUGGGUUAGACAUAACACAGCAGCCGAUUCCGGUGGUUCCUGCUGCUCACUACAUGUGUGGUGGAGUCCGUGCUGGACUCGAGGGUGAGACUAAUGUGCAAGGUCUUUAUGUGGCAGGUGAAGUUGCAUGUACUGGUUUACAUGGUGCAAACCGACUUGCUAGCAACUCAUUGCUUGAAGCACUAGUGUUUGCACGAAGAGCAGUACAGCCUUCAAUUGAUCAUGUGAAUGUGUCUAGAAUUGAGCACGGUGCAUCAAGUUGGUGGCCGCGACCUAUCGCCCCCAUGGUACUAGGAGAGACAAUUCUUAACAAAGUCAUCUGUAGGACAAGGGAAGUGAGGAAAGAACUACAGUCAAUCAUGUGGGAAUAUGUUGGAAUUGUUAGGUCUACCUCAAGACUAACUGCUGCUGAGAAGAGAAUCAGAGAGUUGGAGUUGGAAUGGGAAACAUACCUAUUUCAGCAUGGCUGGGAACCAACAAUGGUUGGAGUAGAGGCUUGUGAGAUGAGGAAUCUCUUCUGUUGUGCCAACCUGGUAGUUAGCAGUGCUCUUUCUCGACAAGAGAGUCGUGGGCUUCACUACACCACUGAUUUUCCUCAUGUUGAGGAAAGCGAGAGGUUGCCAACGGUCAUUUUUCCUUCUCAGCGAAAUAGCACAUGGAGCACACGGCAAUUACACGCACAGCCGAUAAGUUAGAUAUCUCUUACCUAUUUGCCAUUGUUCCUGCCAAAACAUCUCCAGUGCAGGACAUGAUUUGUCGAUUUUACCAGGUUGCAGGGGUGUAUCUAUCGGAAGGGGUAUGGGUUCACAUGAUCACAUACUCUUCUCCCUAGACUAUGUAUAAUAAUGUAUAUUUCUUCAAUGUUAUUUAAAUAUGUAAGUGUGUCAGCCAAGCUCAAAGAGUUCUAUCGUUCAAUAAUUAUUGGGUGCAUCUUUAAAUCCCAUGUCUAUUU